Molecule: messenger RNA, 876 nt
Organism: Necator americanus (New World hookworm)
Lineage: Eukaryota; Metazoa; Nematoda; Chromadorea; Rhabditida; Ancylostomatidae
Exons: 7
Coding region: 1-876 (291 amino acids)
Source: RefSeq, a predicted model, not a curated record
AUGGACAACAUCGACGACGAAUAUGAAUGGCCUGUGGAAUAUCUUCGCGACUGUGCGAGGAAAGCGAAGUUUCAAAACCACGAAGAGACGCGUGACUUCGGAAACUCUAGAGCGGAUACGAUUGAAGAAGUCUUGGAUGAAGGACAGCCAUGUGAGCAAGCAGGGUUUCGAAAGGGAUUCAGCACGAUUGACCAAAUUCACACUAUUUCCAAACUCAUCGAGUUACUUCACAACCCGAACUUCGCCAUUCCACGGGAAUAUCGAAAUUUGGAAUGGGACGACACAGGAGUGAAGGUAACACCUAGCAUCAACCAAGCGGAACAAAUGCUGACCGAGUUCGGCGAAACAUGUGGAUGUUUCGGUCUUCAGCUGAAUCUGCAGAAGGCGAUGUUUAUGCGUAAAAGUGUUAUCACAGCAGAAAAUGUAAUUUUCGGCAGAGGACAUAUGCAACUUAUCAAAUUCGGCGAAAAUGAGGAGGACGAAUCUACUGCACAACAAGGAAGUAAAACUUCCAAUAAGGAAAACGAUUUUUCUCUCCGAAAAGUGUCUUCGAGAGAACGAAAAGCAAUCCGUAAAGGGUACGAAAUGCUUCCAGGUGCGAGAUAUGCUGUUGCGACCAGAAAAAUCACUGAUGCAGUGAUCACACAUCUCAGCAAAUUCGCUUCAUGUCAUAAGGACUACAGACUUCUCAUGGUUGAGUCACGAAGAAGAAACCGAACCCAGUAUCAAAAUUCAUUCUCGCCUCCAAUUCAGUUGGCUGAACGAGGAAGCAGGUUUGAGAAAUUACAUCUGCUAAGACCAAAGGAAGAAGAGCUGAAGGUCGUCGCAUCGGGCUCAUUUGAGACAGUGGAACGAAGUCACAGUUUUACUUCGUAA